Molecule: messenger RNA, 2259 nt
Organism: Sycon ciliatum
Lineage: Eukaryota; Metazoa; Porifera; Calcarea; Leucosolenida; Sycettidae
Product: rab GDP dissociation inhibitor beta-like
Exons: 10
Coding region: 115-1461 (448 amino acids)
Biological process (GO): small GTPase-mediated signal transduction; vesicle-mediated transport; protein transport
Cellular component (GO): cytoplasm
Molecular function (GO): Rab GDP-dissociation inhibitor activity
Source: RefSeq, a predicted model, not a curated record
UUGACGAGGCACAAGUGUACGGAGCUGUUGGGAGAAGCUUGUCGUCGUUUUUUCCUGAGAGGUUGAGUUCGCAUCCCAUUUUCUUCUUGAAUUUCCUUUCCGCAACCAAUCACCAUGGAUGAGGAGUAUGAUGUGAUUGUCCUUGGCACAGGCCUGAAGGAAUGCCUUCUCAGCGGUCUCCUAUCUGUGUCUGGGAAGAAGGUGUUGCACAUGGAUCGCAACAAGUACUAUGGAGGAGACAGUGCUUCUCUUACCCCAUUAGAGCAGCUGUAUUCACACUUUCGUGGGGAGGAGGCCAAGCCAGAUGAAAAAUUCGGACGAGGCCGCGAUUGGAAUGUGGAUCUCAUCCCGAAAUUCAUCAUGGCUAAUGGCAACCUUGUCAAGUUGUUGCUGCACACUGGCGUAACACGUUAUUUGGAGUUCAAGUCUGUUGAGGGUAGCUACGUCUUCAAGGGUGGCAAGAUUUUCAAGGUGCCUGCUGAUGAGAAGGAAGCUCUGGCCAGCAGUCUGAUGGGCAUGUUUGAGAAGCGCCGGUUCCGAAACUUCCUUGUAUAUGCGCAGGAGUUUGAUGAGAAGGACCCGAAAACGUGGAAGGGUAUCAGCCCCACCGAAUCCACUAUGCAGGAUGUAUACACGAAAUUUGGUCUGGAUUCAAAUACUGCCGACUUCACUGGUCAUGCUCUCGCUCUCCACCGUGAUGAUACUUACAAGUCUGAGCCAUGCCUGGCCUCAUUGAAGAGAGUGCGUCUUUAUUCCGAUUCGCUGGCUCGUUAUGGAAAGACGCCCUAUCUCUACCCUCUCUAUGGUCUUGGAGAGCUGCCGCAGGGUUUCGCUCGAUUGAGUGCCAUCUAUGGUGGCACAUACAUGCUGGACAAGCCCAUUGAAGAGAUUGUUAUGACUGACGGUGUCGUGACUGGAGUCAAGUCGGAGGGAGAGACCGCCAAGACAAAGUGUGUCAUUGGCGACCCAUCUUACUUCAACGACAAGGUAAAGAAGAUCGGCCAGGUGGUGCGCUGCAUCUGCAUCCUCAAUCACCCUAUUCCCAACACGAAGGAUUCCGUGUCGAGCCAGAUCAUCAUUCCACAGAACCAGGUUGGCCGCAAAUCCGACAUCUACGUGUGCAUGGUGUCCUAUUCCCAUAGCGUCGCUAGCAAGGGUCAUUUCAUUGCCAUGGUCAGCACAACGGUGGAGACUGCCUCGCCUCACGAUGAACUCAAGCCCGGUCUUGAUCUACUUGGACCAGUCGAGGACAAAUUCUUCUCUGUGUCCGAUCUUUAUGAGCCACUUGAUGACGGCACGAAAAACAAGGUUUUCGUCUCCCGGUCGUAUGAUGCUACAACUCACUUCGAGACUGUGUGCGACGACAUCAUGGACAUCUAUGCCCGUGUGACUGGUUCUCCCUUCGACCUUGCAGCGGUGCAAGCAACGAUUGAGACUGUGCAGCAGCAAUUCCAAGAGUAACCUGUAAGACUGUAUGAUUGUGUAGACCAAGCCGCGCGCCGUUAGUGCCUGCCAUUGCUGCGUACAUACUCUAUCAUCUUGUGUCUGUGCUGCACCUUUCUUGUCCACCCGUCUCCACAUAUUGCUAGUUGCGCCGUGCCUUACAUUGUAGAUAUGUACGGGUGUCUCUGCAACCUGCUGCCUCGGGUGGCAUUACGUGCUUGCGCCUGUGCCUGCUAACCUAGAAGGCGAACGCUGUUUCAGCUGGCCACACUUGGCAUACACAGCCUGUGUCAUAUCCCUAGUCUUUUUACAAGCCACCAGCCAUUCCUAUUCAUUCUGUUUUAUGUCUUUUGUAAUAACUCAAAUUGUCUGUUUUCACCCUCUUUUCUACGUUUCACUCGUGAUUUGGGGCUGUCCGUAUGGCAUGGUAGCGUUUGAUUUUACUCUUUUUUCUGCCCCUCCCCCCCCCCCCCCCCACACACACACACACACUUUUCCCUUGUUUGUACUUGUUAUACGUGCAGAGUACUCAUUGUUCCAUUUUGAAGCCUUUUGCUGUGACCAACGACCGAAUUUGAUGGGUAUAGCUUGUCGUCUGUUUGUUGUACGAGCUGCCAACCAUAUGCAUUGCAUUUUACGUCGUUAUAUUUUUGGCUGUUUGUGUGUCUGUGCGUUCCGUGCAGGCAGUACUAACAUUUUUUUUGGAUUUUCUUGCUUUUGGUUUCCAUCGCAUUUGCUGGGCUACUGUUGUUGUUUAGCACAACUUGGUUUUCAAUGACUGUAGCAAAGUCACUUUUUUUAAGUGGCUUUUCAGAA